Trichobilharzia regenti is the source of this 5247-nucleotide messenger RNA. The record is from the annotation of a GenBank genome assembly. NCBI's taxonomy places the organism in Eukaryota, Metazoa, Platyhelminthes, Trematoda, Strigeidida, Schistosomatidae.
AUGCAAAGAUUAUAUUCUAAACCAGUUACAAACGUUAAUACCGUAAAUAUAUCUGUCAUCGGUAUGAAUGGUUCCGGGAAAUCAGCUGUGGUAGUGAAAUAUCUAACACGUCGUUUCAUCGUUGAAUAUGCACCUUAUUUGAGUGACAGUUACACAAAAAUUGAUUGCGUUGAUGGUCAUGAAUUAACAGUGAAUAUUCAGGACACCUCCGACAGUGACGAUAUUGAUCUCGAUGAUAUCAUUAAAUGGUCCCAGGCAAUCAUUAUAUUAUUUUCUAUGACAAGUCGUCGAAGCUUUUAUCGUGCUCAAGAGCUGGUUGAAGCAGUUCAUCUACAAUGUGAAUUAUUUGACAGAAAACCGAAAUUAUCUGGAUCACAGGCAAGCAAAUCAAACGUUCCAUCACAGUUCACCUCAUCCUUAACUGGUUCUUCUGUUAAUAUAUCUUCAUCAAAUCCCGCGUCAACAAAUACACAGAAUUCUCUCAUACAGUCUGGUUCGCUUAGACGUUCAGCUUUAUUUACAAUAAAUACAGCAAAACCGCCUUCAUUAUUACUAGUAGCUAAUAAACUAGAUUUAGAGCGAUUUCGUCUGGUACAGAAGACUGAAGCCGAAGAAUUUGCUAAAUCACAUGGAAUUCCAUAUUUUGAGAUUACUGUCGCUGACACCUAUAAGGAAGUGCAGACAAUUUUUCAUGCUGCUGCUCGCCUAUACCUUCAGUCGAAGGGUAUAAAACCACGUCAGACAAAUGGACAGCCGAUAUCAGGUGGUAGAGGCAUCCUUCCUAGUGGAAAUCCACCUAGUGUAUUGACAAGUCUAGCUGUUUCACCCAGCCUCUUGUUGCAAAAGAAAUCGACAACAACUUCACCUUUUAGUUCCGAGUCUAUAGCAUGUACAGAAGCUGAACCGACUCCUGUGGUUGGAGUGCCCACAUCGAUUCUUUCCAAUUUGAGAUUGAGAGCCGCUAGCCCUACUUCAACAACUUCUGCAGUAAAACCACCAAGCUCUGCCCGGUUCCCUAACCCACAAACCUCUCCACCUUCUAAACAAUCAGUUUUGUCCAACAGUCAACCACCACAACCUGCAUCAACCCAAUCACAUUCUACUGCUCAAAAUCCAACUACAACUCAUUCUACAUCUAAUAUCCCAACAACAAAUAUAUUAUCUCGUAAAGCGCCAAGCAUAGGUGGCAAAUCAAGCCAGCCUCAGAGUGAACAACGAACUCCUUCAUCUGUUUCGCCCGGUAAUGUCAGCGUAACAACCACAGCCCCAGGAAAACAACCCAUUCGAAAUCCAGCUCCCCCACCUAUCCCACCACCAAAGAAAAACCCUAUAGGUUUUAAAUUUUUCUCCAAAAGAAAACAGCACUCAAAUUUUAACAGUUGCUUAAAUCCCUCUUUAACUUGGAUACUUUUCAUAAUUGUAUCAUCAUUAUUGUCUACAGAAAUGAUUGAGCAACGUAACCAUAUGGGUGAAACACAUAGGAUUCUUAUCUAUACAGAUUUAGCUCAAGGAACACAGAUGACACAGAUCUAUACCAUUUCUUCAAAAGAUACAGUAAAAGACGUUAUCAAACAGAUACUUGCAAGAAAUCAUUUGAGUUUGAAAGAUCCAAAUUUAUUUUACCUCACCUUCAGACGUCAAUCUUCUAGUCAUGAAAAUAAAAAGGGUGUCAGGCAGAGGCGCAUGUUUCAGAGUAAUGUAUACGAAGAAAAUCUACAAUUGUCAACAGCUUGGCCACUGCAAAUAAAUCAAAAAGAAGUUGAUGUUACUCUGUAUAGCGAUGCAAUAUUAUCAAGAACUUUAGAUUUAACCAAAGACAACAGGUUAACUCUACAUAUGCAAACAGGUGGAGUACUGAAGGUCUACGACAGCUGCUUUUCGAACCCAGCAUCCAUUAGACAAUUUCACAUAGCAAAAACAACAUGCAGUGAAGAGUUGAUUGAUCUGAUACUAACUGUUGCGGGUUCAAGUGAUCCAGUAAAUGAUUAUUGUCUUGUGGAAGAAGGCGCAAAUGAAGAAAGUAGGAUAUUGCGUCCUAAAGACUAUCCCUUAUUAAUUAUUCAGAGUACUCAGUCAUCUGGUAUGUUGGUUCUGCGUAAACGAGAAGAGGCGUUAACAAUGGGUAAAAGGCGUUCAAGUUGGAUAAGCAAAACAAAACCAUAUUUCAGGCGUUCAGCAUUCGACAGGAAUUCACGUACACCCUCACCAGUUAAACUAUCACUCACACAACGGUUAAAUCCAUUUCCGUGUAUAUUCAAAGGAAUUUCAAGGAGUCGUACAAUGGAAAGCUUCAAUUCUGAACAACUUCCGCCAUUUGAAAAAAGUCAAUUCAUAGAAUCUGAACAAAAAACAAGUCAACAAAAUACAAAUGAAUACUUUCCUAAACCUUUGAAUACUCAGACGAAUAUGUCGUCUUUAAUGGGGCAAAACAACAAGGGGGAUAAUCAAGACAGUUUUGAAGUUUUUGGCUCACCAGCUAGUCAAAAUAGUUCUAAUGAUUCAGGUAUUACUACUCAUUCAUCGACUAUUAAUAAGAGAUUUGCAACAAAUCAUCAAACAGUGAACAAUGAUUCAAAUGCUUCAGAGUGGUCCCUAGGACCAUCGGAAUCUUUUAUGAUGAACCACAGCGGAAAAUCCACUUCGACCACUCCACCUCUGCCACCGAAGCCAGUAAAUCAUCGGACAAGAUGUUGUAAUGGACUAAAAGAUCAAUAUUUAAAGGCCAGUUCACAUGACUCGUGUAACCAUCAGUCAGUUGAGCCGCCAAGGCCACAUCGUCGAAAUCUGUCAUGUUCUGAAAAAGAUAAGAAAUGUAGGUCAGAAAAGAGUGCAUCACCUAUUUUAGCACUUGAUGCGAAUGGUAUAUGUGAAAAUAGGCAGAAUGCCGUAAGAUUCCAGGAAAAUGCCAGUGGCCUUUCGCAGUGUGCAAAUGGAAAUGACUGUCCCUCAGACGAUUCUACUCUUAGUGACUUUAAACCUGGAGAUCACUUUGAAAGAGCUGAAUCUAGUGAUUCAGUAAAAACCACGGUCCCAGUUGAUUGGGACAGCAAAACAACGAGUCAUCAGCAGAUAUCAAAUGCAGCAGGCAUAGAUGCAACGUAUGACAACAACUAUAGGCAUUCAAACACAGAAUAUGACGUACCUGCUGAUAAUUCUAUCGACAGAAGAGAUUCAAGUCCUUCAUCCCUUUUGCUUGAUAUAUAUGAAAAGCUAAAGUGUUUUAACAGGUCAAAAAGUCGUUGCUCCUCUCCUCAGAAGCCUCCGUUACCGUUAAAUAGAACACAGGUAGCUAACAUACAAAAGUACCAAGAGAGAAUGGUCCAAACGGACGAAAGCUCCCGGAGCAGUAGUAGGGGAUCACUUAUUAACUCGCCUUCAAGAGGUUACCACGAAAUGAAUGGCGAUUAUGAUGCAUCAUUUAACGAUCUUUUCCAUGUUAAAACCCCUACAAAUGAAAUGAAUUCACAUGCUUCUCCAUGUCGAAUGUAUUCACCAACUAGCAAUACUUUAUCUGCAAAUAUUAACAAUGAUUCAAGCAAAUCGUGGAGAGUUAGAGAAGGGAAAAGUUGUGAAACAUUCACUUCAAAUCACAGUGAUGAAGAUUUCAGUUCAGAUAAAAAGCAUCAAAUCAUGUCAAAUGGUGUUCAUAAUUUACAGAAUGGUAAUCACAAUACACAGUCUUCUCUAAUGGUUGCUUCCAAUCUGAACGACUCAGAUGUGAAUGUGUCCAGUGUUUCACGACAAAAUAUGCUUACCUUAGCAGCUGAAAUACCAACACAGUUAAAUAUAUCCCAACAGUACGGAAUGCAGCUUAAUCUAUCACCAAAUUAUUUUAUUCCCAAUAAUAUUUUGCCACUUCCUUCUCAACAGCAUUCACCCACACAAGUACAAAAGCUUUUCACUUAUAAUUUUGAAGCUAGGCGCAAUUCAACCAAUAGAUUGUCUUCAUCAGAUGUUUCUGCCAUGGGUGAUGAAAAUAUAGUCUCACUGAAAGAAAAUGCUCUAACUAAUACAAAAUCAGCAAACAGUUCAUCAAAGAAAACAAAUCAUAAAGGAGCUAAUAUCCUAGUACAUGGAUGUACGAAAACACGUGCCACAGCUUUUAAUACAGACUACUUUGAAUCCUAUCCAACGCUUUUUGAUGUUUUACAUCACUGUGAUAUAUAUCGUGUAUUGUUAGAUCCAAAUCUUCCAAGUUUAAGUGAUCAACUUGGCCUACGUUUAUGCUUAACUAAAUUUCCUUUGGAUGAUGUACAACGAGCUGAUACUCUUCAAAAACUACAAUAUAGUGAUAGGUAUGGUAAAAAAGAUUCAAAUGAAAGUAUCAAUUCUGCUCACUCGAGUAGUCGCUUAAAUAAUUCAAAAUCACGAGUGAGAUCACCUAAUAGUGGUACCUUCGUAACACUAGAUAUGCAACAAGCGGAAUCAUCAUUUGAUGUCGUAACUAUUGAAAGCAUUGAACCUGAUUCACCAGCAAGUUUUGAAGGUAGUUUAGCACCAGGUCAUAUAAUAUUAGAAGUCGACGGUAAAGACUUACUCCGUCCUUAUUAUCUAAAAGAUGUACAUGGAAAUCGGAUGAAUGUUCUUGAUGUUGCGCGAAAUCAACUUCGAAAUGCUCGUCAGGCGGCAUUAACUAAUGAGAUUCCACCUAUUCGUAUCACAGCAGCUCAGUAUCAUUCAAAUUUUGGUUCAGCUAAUGCUGCAAAUAAUCUGGAACGUUUCAAUUCAUCGAUACGUUCUAAAAAUGAAGCGAAUAGGAGAAAAUACUCCUUAUUGAACCACCAGACAAUGAAUAGUAUAAGCUACGAGAAGCAAAACUUGACCAAUGGUGAUUUACCAGUAGUUGAAUCACACGACGAAAAUAUUAAUCAAACACAUGAAAGUAAUCAAUUAUCGAGAAAGACUUCGGAAGAAAUUGAUGAUUCAAACAGUAAAUCAGUCUCUGAGUUAACAGACUAUAGUGAAGAUGGAGUCAAUUCUUUAAAAAGUAAACUGAUAUGGUUUCCACAUCGUAGAGAUGAAUACCCAUCCCAAUCACCAUUUGAUCCCAGAAGUCAUGAAUUUUUUGUAAAUCUAUGAUGCCAACUGUCAGUCAUUGAAUGCUGAUACCAAAUAUUAUCUUCCUUCAUUCAAAAGAGAAAUUUUGAGAAUCAUCAAAAAACGGAGUUGAAAAAUUUGUUAAUUUCUUGAAAAAAGAAUUUUAGUAUUACAAUAAGGUGUACAACUUUUAUUUCCUGUUAUAAUACU